CUGAUAUUGACCUGCCAAAUCCACCAACAUCAUCAUCUGCCCGCCUACACACACACACACACACACACACACUGAGAGUGCUGGGCUGCACUCGUCUGACUGUGUGUUUGAGAUCCGGACGGAAAGACAGAUUGUGUUUCUCCUGACAGUGUGAGCGUGUGUGAUGUAAUUGUUUAACUUCAGAAGGUCAGAACGGGGCGAAUCCUCCGUUAAUCAUCAUCCGACAUCCGUCACGACACAGAGACGCUCCAGAAACAAAAAACUCUUGUGUUUUCAGGUAUCGUGAUGUGGCCGCGUGUUCUGCUUGCGUGUUUACUGCUGGUGUUGUGUCGCGCAGCUCCUCAUUCUCAUAUCAACCGUCUCGCGCUCUUCCCGGAUAAAAGCGCCUGGUGUGAAGCCAAAAACAUCACGCAGAUCGUCGGCCACACGGGCUGCACGCCGCGAUCCAUCCAGAACAGGGCUUGUCUGGGUCAGUGUUUCAGCUACAGUGUGCCGAACACAUUCCCACAGUCCACCGAGUCUCUGAUCCACUGUGACUCCUGCAUGCCUGCGCAGACACAGUGGGAAGUGGUGACUCUGGACUGUGCGGGCAGUGAUGAGGCUCCACGUGUUGAUAAGUUAGUGGAACGCAUCCUCCACUGCAGCUGCCAGUCGUGCAGUAAAGAGGGUGGUCAGGAGGGGGCGCUGCUGCAGCUGUACCCUUCAGAGGGAGCACUGGAGACGCCAGCACUCUCAGACACACACUCACAGCAGGCACACACACACGCUGAUGUGCAUUUAGACAUACACACACCUGAAGCAGGGUGAUGAACACACACUUUACUCUUCACAACCUACUGAACUAUUCUGACUGUCUCUCUCUAUUUGUUGAAUUAAAGCACUUUUUUUCCUGUACAUCAUGAAGACACUAAUCAAGACUAUAUCACACUUAACGAUCAUUAAAUUGGUUGAAAUCUCACAUGAGCUUAACGAAAAAAUUCACUCAGACACACACAGGGUGAAUUCAAAAUGGCAUUUUUGCACCCUUGAAGGGCUGUUCCAAACGAAAGUGAGCAACUGAAUCCCGUCCACAACAAGAGCUGUAAUUUUGCUGUUUAUAAUCACGUGAUUCUGCUUGGCACGUCCUCGCAAUUCAUUUUGAAACCUGAGGUCAUUUAAGAUCUUACCGGGGAUUUUAAAAAUCUUACUUGAUCUCAGUAAAAAAUAAUCCUUAUUUCUUUGCAUAAUUUCAGUUUAUUUGUUUAUUUUUGCCAAAUGUUGCAUGAAGAGACGCAAGUUGAAAUACGCGUGCACAAGUACUCACAUGACUAUGGAUGCUACAUUAUAAAGUUAAAAUUCCACGUUUGAAAACAGUAGUAGUGAUGUAAGUAUGGUGCCUUGAUCCUGCCACAAAAUAAAAAAAAAUUAAAAGCUAAUUCUGAUUGGGGUCUGGGUAUCUCAGCGAGUAUUGAUGCUGAGAGUCGUGAGUUCGAAUCCAGGGCGUGCUGAGUGACUCCAGCCAGGUCUCCUAAGCAACCAAAUUGGCCCGGUUGCUAGGGAGGGUAGAGUCACAUGGGGUAACCUCCUCGUGGUCAUGAUGGUUCUCGCUCUCAAUGAGGCGUGUGGUGAGUUGUGCAUGGAUCAUGGAGAGUAGCAUGAGCCUCCACAUGCUGUGAGUCUCUGCGGUGUCAUGCACAACGAGUCACGUGAUAAGAUGCACGGAUUGAUGGUCUCAGAAGCGGAGGCAACUGAGACUUGUCCUCCACCACCCGGAUUGAGGUGAGUAACCGCACCACCACGAGGACCUACUAAGUAGUGGGAAUUGGGCAUUCCAAAUUGGGAGAAAAGGGGAUAAAAUAAAAGAAAAAAAAGCCACGUGAUUUAUUUCUCCUAAUCACACAAUUGCGAGAUUUUAUAGAUUUUAUAUCUCGCAAUUGCAAAUGUAUUUCUCACAAUUGCGAGAAAUAAAAUGACAGCUGUGAGAUAUUAAGUCAGAACCUCUUUUACUUUUUAAUUCUGUGGGAGGAUCUGGCUUCCAUACAUAUGUCUUUAUGUAGCGUGUACCAAACAUGCAUGAUACAGUAAUGCCCUGCACCCUUCAGAGUGAGUACGUCAUACUGAUGUUCACUUUACAAUGGAAAUCGCCCAUAUACACUCACACGCACCCUCGACUUUAAACACACACACACAUGUCCAGAUCUGUAUAUGUCCUGUGCAUGAACACAUUCUGAUUGUAUGUUACUUAUGUAUUAUUGUUUAAUCAAAAUAAAAGUUUCAAUCAUC
This is a messenger RNA of Myxocyprinus asiaticus (Chinese sucker), 2262 nucleotides long. RefSeq names its product neuroblastoma suppressor of tumorigenicity 1-like. NCBI's taxonomy places the organism in Eukaryota, Metazoa, Chordata, Actinopteri, Cypriniformes, Catostomidae. Bases 286 to 807 code for a protein of 173 amino acids. Gene Ontology annotation, molecular function: receptor ligand activity; BMP binding. Gene Ontology annotation, biological process: animal organ morphogenesis. The record is from RefSeq and is a predicted model, not a curated record. The transcript is spliced from 4 exons.